Cooperia oncophora is the source of this 1503-nucleotide messenger RNA. Lineage: Eukaryota; Metazoa; Nematoda; Chromadorea; Rhabditida; Trichostrongylidae. The record is from the annotation of a GenBank genome assembly.
AUGAAUUACAGUAGAUCCACUGCUAAUGUUUCAGCUCUCCCUAGCCACUCCACUGGACUAUGUGCUGCUUGUUUUGGCACUUUGGCGUCGUUCAUUCAUGGCGCCGGAUUUUCCGUGCUCGGUAUCUUUCUCGGUGGUAUGACGACUGUCUUUCUCAGAGCCCAGAAUUCCGAAUUUGUCCUGGGUACGACAAAUCCUGAUCCGAAAGGACUGCCAGGGAUCACUAAGGCCGAGUUCGACAGAGAAGUCACUAUGUACUGCUUCUACUACCUUGGAUUGGGUUUCGCUAUAUUUGCAACUUCUUAUGUACAGAUUGCCUGUUGGGAGACGUUCGCGGAACGAAUUACCCACAAAUUGCGCCAAAUCUACCUGAAAGCCAUUCUUCGGCAACAGAUGUCAUGGUUCGACGUCCGACAAACAGGAAAUCUCACGGCUCGUCUCACUGAUGAUCUCGAACGUGUUCGUGAAGGUCUAGGCGAUAAACUCUCAUUGUUUAUCCAAAUGAUGUCCGCAUUUGUGGCCGGGUUCGGUGUAGGAUUUGUGUAUAGUUGGUCGAUGACGCUUGUGAUGAUGGUCGUAGCGCCGUUUAUAGUGUUUUCAGCAAACUGGAUGUCACGAAUUGUGGCAACUAGGACCCAGGUCGAGCAAGAGACCUACGCCGUCGCUGGCGCGAUAGCGGAAGAAACCUUCUCAUCGAUACGAACCGUGCACGCGUUAUGUGGCCACAGACGAGAACUUACAAGGUUCGAAGCCGCAUUGGAAAAAGGACGUCAGACGGGCCUUGUCAAAUACUUCUACAUGGGUAUUGGUGUCGGAUUCGGUCAAAUGUGCACCUAUGUGUCUUACGCUUUGGCAUUUUGGUACGGUAGCACGCUGAUCAUCAAUGAUCCAAUGUUGGACCGUGGUCGCAUUUUCACCGUGUUCUUCGCAGUAAUGUCCGGCUCAUCAGCUCUCGGCACUUGCCUUCCUCAUCUCAACACCAUAUCAAUUGCCCGAGGUGCUGUUCGAAGUGUACUGACAGUGAUCAAUAGCCGACCAAAAAUUGAUCCAUAUUCAUUGGAUGGAAUUGUACUGAACAAUAUGAGGGGAUCUAUUCGUCUGAAGAACGUGCAUUUCUCUUACCCUUCAAGAAGUACUAUACCGAUAUUGAAAGGCGUGUCACUGCAAGUGAAAGCUGGUCAAAAAAUUGCUUUGGUGGGCGCAAGUGGUUGUGGAAAGUCCACAAUCGUCAAUAUGCUGCUAAGGUUUUAUGAUCCAACCAGAGGGAAGGUGACCAUAGACGAUAUUGACGUCUGCGAUCUCAAUGUCCACAGGCUUCGCGAACAAAUUGGCGUUGUUAGCCAGGAACCGGUACUUUUUGACGGCACAUUGUUUGAGAAUAUCAGAAUGGGUUAUGAUAACGCCACCAUGGAGGAGGUGCAGGAAGCUUGUCGUGUUGUAAGUGGUACUAUUUCAAAAACAGCACAAUUUUCACAUGAAUUAGAGGCGAUUAGAUGGCGGUGA